Rhododendron vialii is the source of this 1538-nucleotide messenger RNA. Its product is annotated as zinc finger protein CONSTANS-LIKE 16-like. Gene Ontology annotation, cellular component: nucleus. Gene Ontology annotation, biological process: regulation of DNA-templated transcription. Lineage: Eukaryota; Viridiplantae; Streptophyta; Magnoliopsida; Ericales; Ericaceae. The record is from RefSeq and is a predicted model, not a curated record. The transcript is spliced from 2 exons. The coding region runs from base 135 to 1301 and encodes 388 amino acids. Gene Ontology annotation, molecular function: protein binding; zinc ion binding.
UUAAUUGUUAAUUUCACUUCACCCCUCCAAACCUCUACAUAAACUGCAAAACCGAACAAUUUUUCCCAACCCAUUCCUCCUAGUUCGGUUUUCUUGAUUUGGGUUUGAUAAAAAAACGAUAUUCAAUUUUGUCCAUGGUUUCCAAAAGAAGGCAAGCCAACGCCAUCGGCGGCAAAACAGCCAGAGCCUGCGACAGUUGCGUGUGCAACUGCGCUCGUUGGUUCUGUGCCGCCGACGAUGCUUUUUUGUGCCAAUCUUGUGAUAUUUCCAUCCACUCGGCGAACCCGUUGGCUUGUCGACACGAGAGGGUUCUCCUCAAAACGUCUUCAUUCAAGCCUCCACAUGAGUCCACUGGUGAACCCUCUUGGCACAGAGGGUUCACGACAAGGGCUCGAACACCAAGAAAUGGAAAAAUUUUCAUUUCCAAGCGUAAAAACUCUAAAGAAACAACACAGUAUUCGGAUACUCAUGUGCCAGAUUUGGGCAGCGGGGAGACUUCAUAUGAAGAAAACGAAGAACAGAGUUCUUCUUAUCGGGUUCCGAUAUCCGGUCAAUUUGUCGACAAUUCAAGUGAAAAUGGGUAUGGUGGGAGUGAUUUAAAUGAGUUUCUUCUCCCUUCAGAAAUGGAGUUAUCUGAGUUUGCCGCCGAUGUGGAGAGCUUACUUGGAAAAGGGUUGGAAGAAGAGUCAUUCGAUAUGGAAGCACUUGGGAUCUUUGAUUGGGAAAAGAAGGAUUCAAGAAGAAGUAUUAAGGUAGAAGAAGAAGAAGAGAAGAAUUCUAUGGUGGGUGAUUAUGUUGAUGCAGAGAUUGAUAUGGAGAAAGAAUUGCCUUUUGAAUUCAAUUUUGAUUUCAACGAGGAAGAGAAUGAGGAGGGAGGUGGAGGGAGAGUUAAGGAGGAGGAGAGUGAAGAAGAUAAGAAUAUGGGGGAAGUGAUGAGGAAGAAGAAGGAGAAGGUACUACUAUUGAGGCUUGAUUAUGAAGGAAUUAUUACGGCGUGGGAUAACCAAAGGUCUCCGUGGACUACCGGCGAUCGGCCGGAGCUCCGGCCUAGCGAGUGUUGGCCCGACUGCUUGGGGAGUUUUGGAACAAUUCACCAUCCAUAUGGAGAUAUAGGAGUAAUUGGUGGAAACACCGCAAUGGGAGACGGAGGGAGAGAAGCAAGAGUAUCGAGGUACAGAGAAAAGCGACGUACGAGGUUAUUCUCGAAGAAAAUAAGAUAUGAGGUCCGGAAAUUGAAUGCAGAGAAGAGGCCCAGAAUGAAAGGAAGGUUCGUCAAGAGGGCCGAUUUUGCAAACUAUUGAAUCAAACUCGGGAGUACCUAACUAAUAAGGAAUAUGCUAAGCAGUUAAAUAUUUUGCGGCAAAAUUCACAUAGAAUGAUGUUUUUAUUUUAUUUUUUUAUCAGACACAGAGAACGAUGAUGGUUUUGCAGUUGGCUUUUUUGUUGUUCAUGUUGUAACCCAUAGUAAUUGGUUUUUCUUUUUUCUGCCUCUGAAUUUCUGUGAAGAAGCAAUACAUCAUUCUGUUUGAAUUGCUCCA